This is a messenger RNA of Coniophora puteana RWD-64-598 SS2, 1481 nucleotides long. RefSeq lists its product as uncharacterized. The record is from RefSeq and is a predicted model, not a curated record. The transcript has 4 exons. The coding region runs from base 269 to 1369 and encodes 366 amino acids. NCBI's taxonomy places the organism in Eukaryota, Fungi, Basidiomycota, Agaricomycetes, Boletales, Coniophoraceae.
CGCAAAUAGUCAAAUUCUAGCUCGAAAAGCCGCGAUGAGCCUUCUACUUACUCGGAGAAUAAUCCCAUCGGUAUGUUGCAUGCGGAGGGGGUGUACUGUGAGCAGAUCAGCCUGAAAAUCCAAGCGGCCCGUAUUGGAGUUCGAGGGGUUGAGGUCUUUACUGUUUGCGUGGUAUAUACUGUGGAGUGUACGCCAGUAUAAAGAUGCGUGGACACCCUUCAGCAUCCUCUUCAUCUACCUCUCCCCUCACACCAACCAUCCCCCGAAAAUGGAUCACAACUCGGAUAUCACAGACUGGGAAUUCGCCCUAGAGUCAAUUCAGCAACCCAUUGAUAUGGAGCUCGACUCGGGGCAGUAUUCCUCUCUUGCAGCACCAUCUCCCGUACAUGAUCGCGCUGAUGUCCUGGAGCCAUUCCAGCUUCCGACACCCCCGCAGAGCACCAGCCCACCUGCUAGGGCGUUUCUCCAUCAGAUAGCCUGUUUACGGGACUACCCAGCGUCUCCGUCCUCGACAACUGUGGAUGAGCUCAACGAAAACCUUAUCUCCGUCUCGUCAGCGUUCUUCCCCAAUGCCCAGAUCCAUAUCCUCCCGCCCGAUCUCCUCCUCCUCUCUUCUGAUGCCGUCUACUUCUACCUCGGCCGAAACGUUCUAUCUGAUUCAUCCGCCAACGCUUUCAAUGGUCUCCUCUCUAAACCACAGAGCAAGUCCGCACAUAAUAUGAACGUAGUUUUCGUCCCGGAGCAUUCUGCCGUCCUCAACAUCGUCUUGCAUACGGUAUAUGGUGUAUCGUGCGCUCAUUAUGCACCCGCAUUUGAGUCUCUAUCGUCUGCAGUGACAGCGCUCGCCAAGUACGGCUUCUUACCGAGUCGCUUCAUCGCUCCCGCCACCCCAUUGUACAUCCUCCUUUUAUCACAGGCACCCCUAUACCCGAUCGACCUCUAUACCUUGGCUGCUACACAUGACAUGUACGACCUCGCCGUGCCAACAUCGUCGCAUCUCCUUUCCUUCUCUGUCGAUUCGGUCAGCGAUGACUUGGCGGAGCGCUUAGGGGCCAAGUAUCUCAGGCGUUUGUUCUUCUUACAUCUGGGUCGCGUGGAUGCGCUGAAGCGCAUCUUGUUGCCGCCUCCCCGUCCGCACGCCCCGACCUCAGCUUGCAGUUUCGACGACCAGAAAAGUCUUACGCGGGCAUGGGCGCUUGCAGCAGCAUAUCUCGUCUGGAACGCUAAGCCAGAUAUGUCGGUGAGUACAAUGGUGUCGACACUGUCGCCGCUUGGAAAACUGCUGUCGUGUGACAUCUGCCAGGAAGGUUUACGAUCACAUAUAAGAAAUGCGAUCGUCCAGUGGUCCGUCACUAAAAGGACGAUUUGAUAGUCACUCCGAUUAUGUGUACCUCGUCUCCGCUUCCCUUGGCCCAAUACCCUGCAUAUGUGAUACACGUUACACAUUUACUUACCAUUACCUAUGUACACUCGCAUAAAAC